Messenger RNA from Daldinia caldariorum, 1506 nucleotides. RefSeq names its product NAD(P)-binding protein. Gene Ontology annotation, molecular function: oxidoreductase activity. NCBI's taxonomy places the organism in Eukaryota, Fungi, Ascomycota, Sordariomycetes, Xylariales, Hypoxylaceae. The coding region runs from base 63 to 1019 and encodes 318 amino acids. The transcript has 2 exons. The record is from RefSeq and is a predicted model, not a curated record.
CGGCUAGCGCCAAAGUGCAUGAAUCAUCAUAAUACUUUCUACGAUUUGAAUAGUACCUAGCUAUGGCAAGCCAACUUCCGUCUAAUAUACUUAUCUUUGGGGCGACGGGUAAUAUUGGCAAAUACAUUACUGGUGCUAUAAUUUCAGCUGAGCCUAACGUUGGCCGUCACGUCUCUAUCUUCACGUCUCCCGCCACGGCAUCCAGCCCAGAUAAGCAGGCCAUAUUAUCGUCAUGGAAGUCUCGGGGAUUAUCAGUCAUCACAGGCGAUCUUAGCAACGCCGACGAUAUUCGAAAUGCCUACAAUGGUAUAGAUACGGUCAUCUCGUGCUUGGGGAGAAAUGCACUCGCGAGUCAAAUCGAACUACUCAAGCUUGCAGAAGAGAGCGGCGUACAGUGGUUUUUCCCUAGCGAAUACGGCACGGAUAUAGAAUACGACGCUUCCAGUAAGGAUGAAAAGCCGCACCAGAACAAGCUCCGAGUACGGGAAUAUAUCCGUGAGAAUUUGAAAAAGGUCAAGUGCACUUACGUCGUAACCGGUCCGUAUAUCGAUAUGUACUUGACACUUGCGCCAGUAGCCAAGGAGGCUGGGGGCUACGACGUAAAGUCGAAGAAGGCUGUAGUCAUUGGAAGCGGAGAUGAUAGGGUUGGAUUCACAACCAUGCCCGACGUGGGUAAGCUGGUGGUUGCAGCACUCCGGCACCCCGAGGUAUCGAUAGACAAGGCCCUCAAAGUCCAGUCGUUCGUUACGACGCCGAACGAUAUCGUGGCAGAAUUUGAGAAGCAGACUGGGUCGAAGUGGACGGUCGAGCACACACCAAUUCAGAAACUUCGCGAGAUCGAGAAUGAGAAGUGGAAUGCGAACGACCCGAUUGCGACGCUGUACACGCUGAAACGCAUCUGGGCCGAAGGUGGUACGCUAUACGACAAGACCGAUAAUGAGAUAUUGGGCCUCAGGCCGGAAGACAUGGAACCGUUAAGCGCUGCCGUCGAGAGAGCUAUCGGCGGGAAAGGAUAUUGAAGGUCUGUUUGGCUAUCGACCUAGGUUACAUCGUUCUUAUAUUUGCCAAAAGAGUUCCGAUAUGUACCCAAUAUCAGGUAUCUAAUACCGGGUUACCUUAGGUACCUUACCUAUCUACCAAACACGACAUGAGAAAAUGAACAAUUAAUGAUUUUCAUACACCUGAUCGACCUUAUGACAGGUUACCUUUAUAUAAGAGGCAUCGUGGGUACCUAAGUACCUGUUAUACAUAAUCGUACCUAAUAACAUGUAAAAUAUUGGGAACGAGUAGAAAACAAUAUAUGAUUGAAAUGAAUAAUAAUGGUAUUCUACAUAGCAGGUAUAUCAGAAAUAAUGUUGUUAGUUGAGGAAACUGUACAGAUAAAAAUUCGGGGGCGGACUGGGAAGAAAAGAAAUGCGACCAGCUUAUCGAUAACACCGAAAGCCGUUAAGCAAUAAAAAAUAAAAAAAAAUUUACGGUUCAAAGUCCUUAACAAUUCUACGCCGG